Molecule: messenger RNA, 3993 nt
Organism: Synchiropus splendidus (mandarinfish)
Lineage: Eukaryota; Metazoa; Chordata; Actinopteri; Syngnathiformes; Callionymidae
Gene: n4bp3
Product: NEDD4 binding protein 3
Exons: 10
Coding region: 212-2122 (636 amino acids)
Cellular component (GO): cytoplasmic vesicle
Source: RefSeq, a predicted model, not a curated record
UGAUGAACCAGGAACGCAGGUGACCAGACGCACACGCAGCUCUAGAUCCGUCUGGAGAGAGACCAUCUUCACGCAGGAAGUCAUGAGGCGUUAUGUGAAGUGAGGCUGGCACCAAACCCAGAGGGAGACUCGUAUGAAGAGCAUGGGAUGAGAAGCUGAGCAGCAAAGUUUCUAUCAGUGGACCCCACCUCCUGGGUCAAUCUCGUAACCAAUGGCAACCUCAGUCCAGACUCUUCCACUGACCCGUGGCCACAACAAAAGAUUUCGCAACCCUUUCCCUGCCGCGACCCUCUCCUCCCGCUGCAGCAUGGGAAGUGUAGGCAGUCUGGUGGAGCGGCCCGACGUGUCGCCCACCAAAGUCAACCGCGCCGUGCCGCAAGUGAGGCCCAAGCCUGCCAACGGGCUUUUAAAAAAAGGCUUCACUCAACGAGAGCUGCUGAACUACCUCAACAUCAACAGGAAAGUGACAAAAUCAAGUUCCAGCGCCGACCUGAAGAACAUCAUCACCUCGGUGAGCGGCGUUGAAGAGGAAAACCUCUACGCCAAAGUCUACCACAAGGACGGGACCGAGGUGGACUUGACGAAGAAUUCACUUCCCAGUACUGGCAAGCAUGAGAAGGCUCAUUUCAGGUCAUCGGCCUUCAAACCCGUCACACCGAAAAAUUUCAGCUCCAUGCAAAACCUAUAUCCCUCGUCCAAGUCAGAGGACCUGGAUAACGGACUGUCCAACGGGCUUCGCCGAGCCUAUGGGAAUGUUCCCAAGGCGGUGUCUACUUCCUCUUCCUCCUCCUCCCCCUCUCGUCCAGGAGUCCAGACCACCAACAUGAAUCCCUGCUUUCUCCAGCCACUGUCCACUGCUCGAGGGCCGAGUCAGGAGGAGGAUAACCUCUCAGACUCCGGUCACAACUCCAUGAGCAGCCUGCCUCCGUACAAGCCUCCCUUCCGUCCACAUCUGUCGAACAUCAGUGCAUCUAUGGGCCACAUCAACACGAUCGGAUCGGUGGACCGCAGCCCUCUGGCCAGCAAGGCACCUGGGCUGCAGGGAGGGCCCACCGGGGAGAUGGCGUGUCGCAGCAUGGCCACCCUGACCAGACUGGCUCCGUAUGGAGGAGAAGCUCCGCCCCCUUAUGAGUGGACCCUCUCGCUGUCCGUGGAGGACGUGGUGCGGGAUCUGGAGGAGCGGCUGGUUGAGAAGGAGCACGAGCUAAAACAGAUGAGGAGGAACUUGGACGAGAGCGAGGGUGCAAUUGCGCAGGUGUUCGAGGGGAAGCAGCGACUGUGGGAGCAGGAGGUGGAGGAGCUGAAGCGCUUGUACGCUGCCAAGCUCAGGCAGGUUUCCCAGCAUGCCCAGCGCUCCCAGAGAGGCCUCCAGCUGCAGCUGUACAGGGCCCAGCAGGAGAAGAACAAACUGCAGGAGGAGUUGGAGAGCUGCAGAAGAGAACAAGGCCCAGAGAGCGGAGCUGUGAAGAAGUGCAUCAGUCCCACUCUGGAGGAGACGCAGUGGGAGGUGUGCCAGAAGGCCGGAGAGAUCUCUCUGCUCAAGCAGCAGCUCAGGGACUCGCAGGCCGAGGUGACCCACAAACUGAGCGAGAUCUUCCAGCUGAAGACUCAGCUGCGGGAGAGUCGCGGGGAGCUGCGCAGGAAGGAGAGCCAGGUGGAGGCGCUCAAGCUGGUCCUGCAGGGGGCGCAGCGGCGCAGGCUGGGUUCUCAGACCACCAGCGAUGACGGGAGAGGGGAGGAGGGCGCAGCCACAUCUGCAGGAGGCAGCGGCGGCCACACAGAGGAGCGUCUGCGAGCGGAGCUGCUGCUGGAGCGGCGCCAGAGCGAAGCCCAGGCCACGGUGUUCGAGGAGGAGCGGCAGACGUGGCAGACGGAGAAAGACAAGGUCAUCCGCUACCAGAAGGAGCUGCAGGCCAGCUACCUGGAGAUGCACCGCCGCAACGAGGAGCUGCAGAGGGAAGUGAGCCAGCUGAGAGCCAGCAGACACCUGGCAGAAGGUCGCGAUGGGUCGCUGGAAAGAGAAGUGGCGGAGCUGAAGAGCAGCAUGAGAGAGGAGAGAGAGGAAGAGAGGUGCUCCUCUGGGCUGCCGUGGAUCAACAGGAUAGAGUCGUCAGAGAUUUGAAUGAAUUGGACUGAUUUGCAAUUCAAACGUUCCCUGUGCGGCGUGUCAUGCUAGCGGCAGAGCGACUCCGUCAGGGCAGUGAGAGAACUGACACUCAUAAAUACAUGAAUUGAACUGUCGUACCACAGCUUGAACUGCCUGUUUCAUGGUGUGGACCAAAGCUGGAUCCCAAAAUCUGUUGCUUGUGAAGGAUAACGGUACAUAGAGAACCACCUGCGGAGCUGCUCUCCAGUUAGUACUUUCUAAAGUUAUUUGGCUGUCCAGCAAGCCUAAAGGAAUCGGGUUCGACGGCCACUGAGGCAGCACAAACCCUUGUGACCCAGAGGAACAAGGAUAUGAGAGGGCUUCCGUAGGUGAGUCAUCUGGAUGAUCCGAGAAUCUAGACUUGGCUGGCCCAUUAAAGAUGCUGUUCCUCUUGCACCUGGUAACCCAAGGUUCAGUCGACCACACACCAAAUAGACCAAGAGCCAAAUGGACAGACCUCCUGCGUUUCUAGAUUUGACCAGGCUGAAUAGCUAAUGCAGACGUCCUUCUGAGAAAGCUCCUGAAGGUAAUGGACUGUGUCUCUGAGGCUUCAUUUAAAAGCAACUUUUUGGAACCACAAGCCAACACAAAGCAGAGUACUCAAGCGUUCCUGUUGAAAAGCAGCUCCCCUAGUGGACAAUAUGUGAAAGCACCUUUAGUUGUGGCCUUUUGCUCUGUGAAUAGUUCCUAACUAGACCUCCGUCCUUUUCUGUCUCAAGGAAUAAGCUGUCUCAGUUUUGGCACCAGAACUGUUCUGCUCUUCCAUGAAACUUCAUUUGUACAGGACAAACCGCGACCUGCUCCUCCUCUGCCAGGUCUGACUGUAAAUAACAGCCGCGACCAUCACUGGAGUCGUGGAUGAUGUACAGCUUGAUGGUAAACCAAAGGAUUUAGAAGGGAAUCCAGCCAACGCACCCGUGAAUGAAGGGUCAGCGUCUGGGAAUAUUGUAGGAAAGUGAUCGCUGUUCAGUUAGGUGGCAUUUAUACACAUAACUCCAUGUAUAUUGCCUUUUUUAUUUGUCACACUGUGCGUCUAAAGGUGCAUUGCUCGAUGCAUGACUUGAAAUACUGUUUAAAUGUUUGAUCACAUCGAAUAAAAAUGUUUAUUUGCCUCUCUGGAAGUACGUUGAGUUUUCACUCAAAGGGGAGGCUGUCGGAAGCCGCACUCUAAAGGGCUUCAAAUCACACAGGAAUGACCCAAUAAACCCCAAGGACAUGAGCUUUAUGACAGAAGGGACGGCAGGAACGCCGUCGCUUUUGAAACUAAUGGCGCUUUUAGAAGUCCGACCUUGGGUUGUUGUCUCCCCGAGGCUUCCCUCGCAUGCCAGCCUCCUGCCUUCAGACAGCAGGGAACAUGCAUGUUGGCCCAACACGGCCAGCACUUCUGUGCAAACUGCCAGAGAAAAACUGUUUCGGAGAGGCGGAGUUUUAAUAGUGUGGGGGUUAAAUCUGAAUUGUGAUGAGCUGCUGCUGACUCACACCAACCUUCUCUUGGUAUUUAAAACAUUAUGUAAACUGUGUUUUACAGGAGAGGAUGAGCGCUGAAGUGAAGUGGGCUCCAUGCUGAACCUCUGUAGGAGGAUGGGGGUCUGAAAGCCAUCAGCUUUAUGCAUCCGUCCAAAUUCUACUGUGUUAAAACUGUGAGAGAUAAACCUGCCUCCGACCCAAGAAAAAAAAGAAGCAGCUAUUUAUGGAGUCGACCAGCUCCACAAGUGAAGACGCAACAACAGUGACACCCAGUGGUGAAGUCACUGACAUGCAUGAAUUAAUAAAAAAGAAACGGAUCAAGAAGUGACUGCGUAACAGAGCAGAACGGUUUGUCACUGACGGCAAUGGUGACAGCAAAA